Messenger RNA from Purpureocillium lilacinum, 180 nucleotides. NCBI's taxonomy places the organism in Eukaryota, Fungi, Ascomycota, Sordariomycetes, Hypocreales, Ophiocordycipitaceae. The record is from RefSeq and is a predicted model, not a curated record.
AUGUCCCAGAUCCUGACAAGUGCCAGACCAGGCUGUGUGCUUGACUUUCGGGCUUGUCAGGUCCAGAUGCUUGUCAAAUGUAUUGUCGUUUCGGGGCGUCUUCAGUCGCGAAACCUUGUUCAUGUGCGUUGCAUGUGGUACUACCCCAGUCGCAGGGGGUCGGGUCAUGGAUUAUGUUGA